This is a messenger RNA of Diorhabda sublineata, 1907 nucleotides long. RefSeq lists its product as uncharacterized. Lineage: Eukaryota; Metazoa; Arthropoda; Insecta; Coleoptera; Chrysomelidae. The transcript is spliced from 2 exons. Bases 35 to 439 code for a protein of 134 amino acids. The record is from RefSeq and is a predicted model, not a curated record.
CUAUAUUUGUGUGGCGAGACUUAUUCAAGCAAAUAUGCCAAAAUACAAGACCAAUUUAACUCCUGGCAGUGGACGCAAGCAAAGUAUACGUCAGAGAAUGAAAAAAAUUCGUGAUAGCAAAAGAACAAGGCAGUUACUUUGUGACGAAAAUGUAACUCCCAGACCGAUAAACGUGGUUACAGAAGAAAUAAACAUUUCAAGUACUAGUAGUAGUGCUACACCACCACACCAGGAUGUACGAGAAGAAGUUCCGGCUAGUAAUAGUAGUGCUACACCACCAGCUUUUAGAGAGGACGUACGAGUCAAAGUUGCGGCAAGAUGGUGUUCCAAAACAGCGAGAAAGUUUACAUACCCCCACCCUACUGCAAGGAUCUCAAGAAAAGUUACAAUUCAAAGUAACAGGUCGGCGAAUUGUGAAUGUGAAACAUUUUUUCAAUGACAUUAUAAACUUUAAACAUGUAGACAUCUUCAAUUGUAGAAAUGAGAAUUUAGAAAUAGUGAGUGAAUAUCGUCAGGGAUUUCGAAGUGUUUUUACAAUUAAGUGCACUAACUGUCUUGAAUCUAAGAAAGUGGACACUGAUCCCGAUCCUACUAUUUUAAAUGUGAAUCAAGCGAUUGUCUUAGGUGCAAUAUCCACUGGUGGUGGUUUAGCACAAAUAGAGGAACAAUUGGGGUUUUGCGAUAUGCCUGUAAUGAGUUCACAUUUGUAACAAAAAAUACAAAAUUAAUUGGCCGACAGUAUCCACGAGUUAGCUUGGGAAAUAAUAGAACAAGCUGGCGUACAAGAACGCACAAUUGCUAUCGAAAAGGGACACAUAGAUUCCAUUCCAUACAUCAUCGUUAUAAUUGAUGGAGCCUGGAGCAAACGCUCUUAUAAAGUAAACUAUGAUGCAGCAUCAGGAGUGGGAGUAAUCAUUGGUCAAGAAACCAAAAAGGUAUUAUUCCUAGGAAUACGCAACAAAUAUUGUUGCUUGUGUGCAAGAGCCGAAAACAAGGAAGAACAAGCAAUUGCACACACGUGUUUUAAAAACUGGUCUGGUCCAUCAACAGGCAUGGAAUCUAACAUCAUAGUUGAAGGUUUCAAACAGAGCAUCGAGAUGCAUGGUGUUAAAUAUUUAUAUCUUGUUGGUGAUGGGGAUAGUAGCGUGACAAAAAAACUGGCCGAUGCACGUCCCUAUGAUACACCAGUAUCAAAAAUCGAAUGCCGCAAUCACUUGUUGCCAAAUUAUUGUACACGGUUGCGCGCACUAACCCAGAAGAAAACAAGUUCCAAAAAUCUGCCUGUCAAUGUUAAACAAAGGAAUAUUUUGAUGAACAGUAUAAAACGUUUACGCAGUGGGAUUAUUGGAGCGAUCAAUUAUAUUACCACUGAAAAAAGCGAAGAGUGCCAUGCUGAGAAAGUCCGAUUAUUGAAAAAAGACAUUUACAACGGACCCUACCACGUUUUUGGAAACCACGAAAAAUGUGAAACAUAUUUCUGUUCUAAAAUGACAAACAUUGACCAAGAUGAACAGAAAAAAGGAUAUGAUUGGGUAACUGAAAUGAAAGCUUCCGGACUGUUCCAGGAUAUUUUGUAUGUCGCAGAACGUGUUACGCGAAAUGCCGAAAGUUUGAUUUUAAAUAUGGACAACAAUGCUGCAGAAUGUUAUAAUUCUGUUGUAGCAAAGUUUAUUGGCGGGAAAAGAAUCAAUUAUACGGCGCGACGCUCCUAUGCAACAAGAUGUGAAGCGGCUGCCAUAUCCUGCAACGUACCUGCUGGCGAAUUUCCGCGCUAUAUCCAUAAAAAAGUGACCCAUGCGAGCCCUGGAAAGUAUACCAAAAAGAUCAUUGCAAGACGUGCACAAAACAUUGCAUGGAAAAAAAGUAGGCGAACAUUGUUUUUUGGCACAAUAAAACAAAAGAGAAAA